Molecule: messenger RNA, 1839 nt
Organism: Coffea arabica (coffee)
Lineage: Eukaryota; Viridiplantae; Streptophyta; Magnoliopsida; Gentianales; Rubiaceae
Product: protein IRX15-LIKE-like
Biological process (GO): xylan biosynthetic process
Source: RefSeq, a predicted model, not a curated record
UCAGAUGAAGAUCAUGAAAGGUGCCUGCGUGCGUUUUCUUUGACAAAACGGAAUCUAGCAGUUCAUUGGUCCCCCUCACAACUCCAUAAGAUGAUGCUACCGUUUUAUAAUAGAGAGGUUUCUUGAAAAAUAAUGGUAGAAUCAUCAAGGAAAAGCGACUUUUGGCUUGUAAUUAGUUACCGGGUCGCUAGAACCAUACCAAAUACCUCCUCUCCUCCACCUGCUCCAAAGUCCAACCACCCCUUCCUUCUACCUCCACUAAACCACAACAUCCAUAGAUCUAGAUGAUGGAGCUGCUAAUCCACUCUCAGAUGAAGAGCAUUUGUCAAAAUCAGUGAAACUUUAUAUCAUUGCCCCAAUCAACUAGAGUCGUAUCUGCUUCAAUUCACUGAAAGUGAACCAAUUAAAGAUACAAAAUAUAUAGCCGCCAAUCCUAGCUGUAUUGGGUGGGGUUUGGACUGUCAUCUUCAUGUUUGACAUGUACCCUCUUGCUUCAACGUCUAUUUCGCCCUGUCUUUAGUUCUCGGCAUCUUUAAAAUCACACAACUUUCUCUCAUUAAUCCCCACGGGGGAGGAAUUCAGAACUCAGAACUCCAUCUGGAAUAUAUUGUCUGAAUCUCUCAACCGACAAAGGGGAAAUGAAGAACAAUCUCAGCAGCAGCACGAAGCUUAUCCUCCUCCAUCCUUACAUCCAAAAGCAGGGCAGCUCCAAUAGGCUAUGGCUUCUUGCAUUCAUUUCAUUCUUCACUCUGGCCUUCCUUCUCACCCUGAUUUACACCAGGGAAUCCAUCACAGCUACAACAGCUGCGGCUGCCUCGGCUACAACUGGCUCCAGCAUUAAUCUUCCGCUGUCGAGUUCCGUCGUGAGGGCGCUUGUUCACUAUGCUUCCAACUCCAACAACACCGAUCACAUGUCCCACACCGACAUCAAACAGAUAUCCGAUGUCCUCCAGAAAUGCCGGAGCCCGUGUAAUUUCCUGGUGUUCGGCCUGACUCCUGAAACCCUUCUCUGGAAAGCCCUGAAUCACAACGGGAGAACAGUAUUCAUCGAUGAGAAUCGGUACUACGCUGCGUACAUUGAAGAAAAAUACCCAGAAGUCGAGGCCUACGACGUGCAGUACACUACCAAAAUAACAGAAGCGAAUGAAUUGAUUGCAGCAGUGAAGGAACAAGUUAUGAAUGAAUGCAGGCCGGUGCAAAAUCUCCUAUUUUCCGAGUGCAAGCUCGGGCUGAAUGAUCUGCCUAAUCAAUUUUACGAAGUUGAUUGGGAUGUUAUUUUGGUAGACGGGCCUCGAGGGUACUGGCCAGAAGCGCCUGGCCGGAUGUCGGCCAUCUUCACGGCAGGUGUUCUGGCUAGGAGCAAAAAAGGCGGGAAUACAAAAACGCAUAUUUUUGUGCAUGAUUUCAAUCAAAAGGUGGACAGAACCACCAGUUAUGAGUACUUAUGCAAGGAAAAUUUGGUGAAAUCCAAAGAUAUGCUCGGACAUUUUGUCCUGGAAAGAGCGGAUGCGAAUGUUUUUCAGUUCUGUCGCAGCAAUUACACCUCAUCACCAGCUUCUUCAUCAUCAUCGUCGUCGUCGUCGUCGUCGUCGUCAUCUUAGUUGGUAAUGUGCGUGUCAACACAAAUAAGUUUAGUCCUUUGCCAAUGAUCAGGAGGCGAACAAUUAGAUUACUCCUAUUUAUCCAUCUUUCAAAUUUUGACAUUUUGCUCGCUCCACCAGCUGCUGCUGUUGGUUGCAUGUAAAAUAAAAAUUUUUUUUUUUGGGUUUUUGGCAUGUAAAAUGUUAAUUGUUUGUGUUAUAAUUUUCAUAUGCAACCUGAAAACUUGAAAGGAAUCAA